AUGCUCACGUACCACGAGCACGAGGACGUUUACGAAACCAGCUACAUCUUUGCCAUCACGGCCCGAUCGAACCAGGUGAACUACGUUGGAUACAACGUUGGUCCAUGGCUUCCUAUGUCAACCCUUGUGGAUAACUGUGCCGACGAGCACGCCUGCAGCCCAGAGGACUUCUAUUGGGGUGGGAUACAGCGCAGCGCCGACCCGAAUCUCGAGGCAGCCAACGGCCACAAGAUCAGACACUUCGGCGAGCGCUCUGUCAAGCUGAAGCUGAAUGCCGGCAAGAAUCUCAUCAUCACUUUUCAGGUGUGCGACGUGAAGGGGCCCAUCCUGAGCGUCGGCAAGUUCUGCGGCUACGACUCGAACAGUAACGCCAAUGUCAACAUGAACGGAGGCACCCUAUACCACGAAGCGGCUGGCGAGGUGAACGUGGACAGAGUGAAGAACCACUACGCGCUGCAGUGCUGGGUGGAGAAGCCAGACGGAGAUCUUCAGCCUACAGGAGCACAUGCGCCACCGGCAGGAGUGGACUACGUCGAGCAGGAGGUGGUCCCAGCCCAGACUUUACCAGGGCCGAAGGAGCCGAGCAAGGAGGAGAUCGAGACGCAUAACCUAUUGCACGACCCGCCGAUGCCGUGGUGCGAGAUCUGCAUCAAGGCGAAAGGCAGAGACGCCUGCCACCGGGCCGCCGCCCAGAAGCCGAUACCCGUCAUCCAGCUCGACUACGCGGAGGCGGGCAGCGGAGACAGUGAUGUCCCGAAUUUCGAGUUCAUGGUGGGCGUGGACAUGUCCACGGGGGCCGCGAAGGAAGACGUCUACGUCGUUCUUUUCAUCGUGUCCUGGCUAGCAGAGCUGGGCCGCACAGAGGUCAUCAUGCAGUCUGAUGGAGCGCCGGCGGCAGAGGCUGUCAUGAGAGCCGUAGAGGCGAAGGUAUCGACCAUGGAGUCGCCGCCGUGCGAGGUCAUUUUACAGCAGUCCCAGCGGUGCAGCCAUCAGAGUAACGGAGGAGCAGAACGCAUGGUGCCCACCAUCCGGAAUCAGAUGAAGGCCUACAAGAUCCAUAUCGAGACAGACACGGGCAUGACCAUCCUGCGGGACUCGCCGCUACUGGCGUGGUUCCCGAGGCACGCCGCCUGGCAGUACACGAGGUUCCACAAGCGGCAGGACUCGGGCAUGACGGCUUACGAGAUGAUCAGGCGAGUCGAGAGCACGCGCCGGGGCCGGGCGAUGCUGGAGGACAUGCAGCGGGACCCCUGGAACGCUACGCCAGUGGCCAGAGGCCGACCGCCCAAGGUCCGCAGCGACCAGGAGCCCAUCCUGAUUGGAGGCGCGCCCAUGGACGUGGUCGGCGCAGCCCUGGAGCCUCACGAGAGAGCCAAGAGGGCGCGUGUGGCCGCGGGACAAGCCGCAAUUGAUGGAGAAGGAAAAACCGACCAUUUUCAGCCAGAAGUGGUUGGUUUCCGCGGGGCGCCGACCAGCUUGCAGCGCUACCAGGCCGCCACCUUCCCUGGGCAGGCAGCGGCAGCGGCGGCGAUUCCACCGACUUCGCCGCAGCCGCAGUCGGCGGCCGAGCGCGACGCGUGGGCGCGUGCGAGGCUGGGACGCCCACAGGCGGCCCCAGUGCGGCGCGGUGACGCAGGUGACGAGGAAGCACCGCCAACUCAGAGACGACGCGUUGCAGUGCUCCGUGAGACGUGCGAGGGCGACCGCGAGCCGAACACUUUCGUGGAGGCCAGAAUGAAGCACAUUGAUAAGCUGACGAAGGUGCCUGGCAAGAUCAUCAAGGAGGUCAAGAGGUCCGAAGCCACGACCGCCCCCCUCUCGGGGAGGUGGGUCGAAAGCCAACAUGACGACGGGGCACUGAAAGCAAGGUGGACUACGAGAGGCUACGCGCAGACCCUCAACGGCAACGAGAACUUCUUCUCGGCGACUCCAGCGACGGUGCACCUCAAGAUGAUGCUGGUGGACGCGGCCAAGAAGGGCCAUGUUGCAGCUAUAGGGGAUUGCAGCGGCGCGUUCUACCAGGCGCUUCUCGACCCCGAUGGCAACCGGGAGAAGGUGUACAUCGAGCCCCCGCCAGAGGCAGGGCUAGGGCCAGAUGCGGUCUGGGAGGCAGUGUCGGCCUUCCCCGGCUUGAAGGGUUCACCCAAGGCUUGGGAGACCCACAGCAGCGGCGUCCUGACGGAUGAGAUGCACCUGAAGCAGUCGCACUACGACGGGUGUGUUUUCUACAGUGCCGAGGGUGAGUUCGACCAGAAGGCAGGGAGGCACAUCGACGACUUUUUCGUCACGGGGCCGAAGUCACAGGUCGAGGCCUUCCUCGGCGAGGCGAAGGAGAAGCUCAACACGCAGGGCGCUGUGCGCCUCUACGAGACGGGCGACGAGGGGAGGUUGCUGGCCAUGGACCUCAGGGAGAUUGAGGGAGGCUUCGCGCUGCAGGGCAACCCUCUGUUGAUCACGGACAUGGCUGAGUUGCUGGGUCUGGAGAAUGCGAAGUACAGCGCCGUGCCAGAGACGGCGAACGCCAAGAAGCAGAGCGACGACGACGAUGACCUUGACUACUCCGGCGCAGAGGUGUGCAAGUCGCGCGUCGGCAAGGCCAUGCAUGCAAGCCAUCACCGCGCAGACAUACAGCAUGCAGUGAACGCGCUUUUGAAACGCAUGAAGCAGCCAACGAAUGGAGCGCCCAGGAAGCUGGAGAAGCUCGCUCGGUACCCUUUGGGCACGCGCGACGUCUGCCCGGAGUUGGUCCCGAACCAGGAUGCGGAGACUUUGGAGACCUUCACCGACAGCGACUGGGCAGACGACAAGGACACCCGGAAGAGCGUCAGCUGCGGGGCCAUCCAGAUGCACGGCUGCUCGGCGUUGACCUACGCGAGGACCCAGAAGACGCCAGCGCUCUCGUCGGCGGAAGCCGAGCUCUACGCCAUCGGCUCUGGGGCGAUCGAGACCCUCGGCGCCGCCCAGCUUCUGAAGGAGUGGAAGUGCGACGGCGUGAACCCCCUCCUGAUGACUUACUCCCAGAGCGCACUCGCGGUGUGCCGGAAGCGAGGUCCCGGGAAAAUGAAGCACGUGGAGUUGAAGACGUUGGCCAUCCAAGACUGGGUGAAGGAAGGGCGGCUUCGCAUCCACAAAGUAUCCACUCACGAGAACCCGGCGGACCUGAUGACGAAGGAGCUGUCCGUCGAGAAGAUGACUAAGUUCAGCCGCGCCCUCGGCUUGCGUGGCGGGCCGUUCGGAUACUAG
Molecule: messenger RNA, 3243 nt
Organism: Prorocentrum cordatum
Lineage: Eukaryota; Dinophyceae; Prorocentrales; Prorocentraceae
Source: the annotation of a GenBank genome assembly